AGUCUUGCACAGGUGUACCGGCUCCUCCCCUUCAGUCUUGUACAGGUGUACCGGCUCCUCCCCUUCAGUCUUGCACAGGUGUACCGGCUCCUCCCCUUCAGUCUUGCACAGGUGUAUCGGCUCCUCCCCUUUAGUCUUGCACAGGUGUACCGGCUCCUCCCCUUCAGUCUUGCACAGGUGUACCAGCUCCUCCCCUUCAGUCUUGCACAGGUGUACCGGCUCCUCCCCUUCAGUCUUGUACAGGUGUACCGGCUCCUCCCCUUCAGUCUAGCACAGGUGUACCAGCUCCUCCCUUUCAGGCUUGCACAGGUGUACCAGCUCCUCCCCUUCAGUCUUGCACAGGUGUACCGGCUCCUCCCCUUCAGUCUUGCACAGGUGUACUGGCUCCUCCCCUUCAGUCUUGUACAGGUGUACCGGCUCCUCCCCUUCAGUCUUGCACAGGUGUACCUGCUCCUCCCCUUCAGUCUUGCACAGGUGUACCAGCUCCUCCCCUUCAGUCUUGCACAGGUGUACCGGCUCCUCCCUUUCAGGCUUGCACAGGUGUACCGGCUCCUCCCCUUCAGUGUU
This is a messenger RNA of Staurois parvus, 567 nucleotides long. Lineage: Eukaryota; Metazoa; Chordata; Amphibia; Anura; Ranidae. The record is from the annotation of a GenBank genome assembly.